This is a messenger RNA of Populus euphratica (Euphrates poplar), 321 nucleotides long. RefSeq names its product protein GLUTAMINE DUMPER 4-like. The record is from RefSeq and is a predicted model, not a curated record. Bases 1 to 321 code for a protein of 106 amino acids. Gene Ontology annotation, biological process: regulation of amino acid export. Lineage: Eukaryota; Viridiplantae; Streptophyta; Magnoliopsida; Malpighiales; Salicaceae. The transcript has a single exon.
AUGAGAUCUGCCCCCAACUCAACAGCAGUAGAUGGUACUCAUGGGGGACUCUGGCAUUGGAAUUCACCAGUUGUUUACUUCUUUGUCGGUCUGGCGUUCGUGCUGGGGCUAAUCACAGUUGCACUGAUCAUUCUUGCUUGCUCCUACAGAAAAUCUUUGUCCAGUUCAUCAAGAAGCGAGCCUGAAGAUGAAAAACCAGCAAAACAUGAGGGAAUUCAGGAGGAUCUGGAGCCAAAGAUUGCUGUAAUCAUGGCUGGGGAUGAGAAUCCUACAUACUUGCUCAAGCCCGUCGCUUGCAAUUGUCCCAGUGAACAAGUUUAG